AUGUCUGCGUGGAUUGCAGUUGUUCUUUGCUGCCACCUUCUAGUUAUCAGUGCAAAACCACUUGAGGAGAAAAAGGAAAGUAGUGAUGACAGUGAUAGUCUUCCCGAGUUUACUGACGCCAAAUUUGAGAGAUCAGUGAGCGAUCCACAGUAUUGGAGAGGGCGAUUAUCUGAUAACAAAGAAGCUUUAAACGAUGCUCAGUAUUGGAGAGGCCGCUUAUCUGCGGACCCACAAUACUGGAGGGGUCGAUUUAGUGACGCACAGUACUGGAGAGGGCGUUUCUCUGAUAAUAUGGAGGAAAAACGGGAGCCACAAUACUGGUUUGGCCGUUUCAGCCGAGGGGACCGAGAGCACCAGCUACGAGCCUUAGUUCCUGGUCGUUUUGGGAGAAAUUUUCAAGGCAGGUUUGGGAGAAAUUUUCAAGGGCGCUUCGGUCGUGAGAAUAUGCAAGGACGCUUUGGGCGAGAAGAAAAUAUGCAAGGUCGAUUUGGGCGAGAAGAUGACAUGCAAGGUCGGUUUGGUCGUGAUUUCCAGGGUCGUUUUGGUCGUGAUGAAUUACAAGGCCGAUUUGGUCGUGAGGAGGAGGACGAGCAAGGCCGUUUUGGACGCAAUUUCCAAGGACGAUUUGGGCGAGAAGAAGAUUUACAAGGACGCUUUGGUCGUGAAAAAAUUGCGGACGAUAAAGAACAGGGGCGCUUUGGUCGAGAAGAAGAGGAUGACCUUGAAAAAAUUGAGAAAACUCUGCAAGCCGAAGAGGAUUCGAAGGAGGAAAAACGAGAGGAGGUUAGGAGUUUAGAAGAUUCCAAAGACGAGAGUUCAGAAUCUUAACAAUGGAAUUAAAUUGGUAAGUACAAAAAACAUACACGUUUUAACUAGUUUUUGUAAGAUUCUCGCUGCUAUAUGGUUAAAGAAACUUUUAUAUAUCAUUCAAGUAUUGUAUUAGUGCAUUCAAGUCGGGUGGUUUCAGAGUUGCACCGUUAGUCACGCAUUACGAUUCUCCGUUUUAGACUUCCUGAAUUAGAAUGCUAAAAAGUGAUGAAAGCUUCUCAAUAGUAUUAUUUGGAUUUUUAGUGGUUGAAAAAAAAAGACAGUUUUAAAAGAAACUUUCAUCAGUGGUAAUACAGUGAGUUUUUGUGGUAUCAGACGGCUCUUAAUUGCUAACAUAAGGAUUGGUGAAGAGCAGAGCCCGCGCCGCUGGAUUUAACAGCGUAGGGAAACGCGGGGGGCGGGGGCGGUGGUACGAGGGCUUCUCUAAGCCCGUUUAAAUGGAUCUAGCUGUUAUACGAAUGCUAUGAUUACCAGAUUUUCUUUAGCAAAAACACUUUUAUACAAUUGCCGAAAAGCUGAUUGCAGUGUGUCUUCCACUUCUUGAGAAACAGCCUGAAAAUCUUGUCGCUAGUUUCCCGCUUUCCGAUAUCAGCAAGUCGAUUCCUUGCUCAUAAGUUUUGAUCAAUUCAAGCGCCUUUCGGCUUGGCUAUCGGAUUGAAAGCUGGAUUGUGUAGAUUGUUGGCGAGGAUGUGAAAUGCUACAUGUGAUAUCCCUUUGAAGAUAUCUACCACAUAAUGAAGAACCUUUUUAUUUAAAAACCUGCGAGAUAUUUUUAUUUUAUUUAUUAUAUUUUGCCAAAAAGUUGGAAGGGGGUUUGGGGCUUGAAAGAAUGCCUUAUAUCUCUUAAAUCAAAGACUGCGGGUCCGUACUUCGCUCUGAGCCCCACCCCCUUUCCCCAAGUUCUGGGUUAAUGAUUUUCCUUGAGAUGCUGAGAAAUCGUCCGGCACAGACUAACAUGUUUGGUUUUAUGAAGUCAGAUAAGCUAUAUCUUUUAGCGCGAAGAUAACGUUCCCACCCACUGUUUUUGUCUGAGUGGUUGCUACGAAACAAUUAUUGUCGGGCUUGAUCCAUUUAAACGCCACUAUUUUAUUUAUGUUCAUUAAAUUUACGUGCGUGCGCACGAAAAAAUGACAUGACCAGUAGAAAGGUGCAACGGAUAAGAAGGAAAGAAUGAAAGGUGCACAUAAUCAUUGGUGGAUUCGGACGACAAGUUGCAGCAACACGUUGCAGCCACUCGUCGCUGCGACAAAUCGUUUCCUGUGAAAAAUUUGGUCUCCGCAACAGAAGCUUGUCGCCGCAACAAGUCGCACAAAAUCAAAUCAGACUGCAUUUGUGCGACUUAUGGCGGCGAUCGAAUUCUGAUGUUGAGACAAAGAUUUCCAAAAAGAUUGUACAGUACACACGAGGCGAUUUGUCGCUUCGACGUGUCGCACAACUUUCUGCAGGAACUUAUCGCCCGACCUGUACACAUGGAAUGAUUUGUCGCCGCGAAUUGUUGCAGUGACAUGUUGCCUGGUGUGUGCCAACCUUAACUAAGACGAGGCGAGGCGAGAACCGCUCUUCGGCGGAAACGAAGUAUCUCGGCGUCUAAACCUUACAGACCUCGGUUUUGAAAAGAAAAGGGGGAAAGGGUGGUUUUUCCUUUCAAGUCGCUUUUCUUUAUUUUCUAAUGUUGUAAUUUUGCAAUACAUGUAUUUUGAAUAUAUGUGUGUCAAUAAAGUAAUUUAACCAAAAAAAAUAAAAAAAUAAAUAAAAAGAAUAAAAAAGAGGGAAAAGCAAAAAAUUCAAGUCAUUAGUACAAGAGGUUUGGGUUACCGUGAGGAACACCUGUUUUCGGCCUUAGAUUUUCUGGGCACGAAACACAAGUCAAAUUACAGCAAACUAACUUUCAUGAUGCCCUUUUUUGCAGAAAUUUCAGUGGAAUGAGACGACAGAUCAAGAGUUAAUUUAUAAAUUCUUGAACAUUGCUUAUAAAUAUUAAAUAUGUAGUGAUGUGACAAAUAUCGGCCGGGUCUUGAUGACUGCACUCCAAUUAAAAAUUUAAUUUUUUGCACAAAUUCACAUAUCUUUGUACAAAUCACUUUUCAUGUUACAAAUUUAAUUUUCUUGGUGGAAAUCCUUCUGUAUAAGUAUUAAUUACGUGCUUGUCAAUGCUAGUUAUGUUUAAGAGACUGAAAAUAUUCGUUAACAAAUAGAAUAAGAGUGAAG
Porites evermanni is the source of this 3036-nucleotide messenger RNA. The record is from the annotation of a GenBank genome assembly. NCBI's taxonomy places the organism in Eukaryota, Metazoa, Cnidaria, Anthozoa, Scleractinia, Poritidae.